UGGAGGCAGCCCGGCCUUCUGUGGAACCAGCAGGGAGCAUUGGUGCGGGCUGGGCCUUUUGGGAAGCCGGCGUUUUGUGACGUAAAGCACGCCGCCAGGCCUCCUUCCUCGGAGGUCUUUGAACAGAGGGCAGGGUGGGCCUGGGCUGGAGGGCCUCAGGAUGGGCGCAGGGAAAUUGAUCAAUCAGUUUCCAGUGGGAAUGAGAAACCUAAAGCUUUUGGCAAUGGGAAUGAGCCCAUUUAGUAUGUUGUCUCCAUCACUGCAAACAGAUUCUGCAGAGUGAAAAUGGAUGAUCAGAUGAGACACAUCAACAUAGUAGUCCAGCAGCUUAACCAGUUCAGUCCUGAAAAUGAGACUAUUAGACAUUUCUUGGAUGAAUCUACUAAAGUAUUACAGAGUUUUAAAGUGACGAAUGAAACCUUUUUGAUGGAGACAUUGUGUGGCUGUAUAGAGUAUAAACCUUUACUGGAUGUGGUCGUCAGUGCCUAUUACAGCCGAGAUGGAAAGCACUGCCUGUUGUCUGAACGUAAUCUGUAUAUUGUUGUUUGUUAUCUGGCCAUUUUUCGACUUGAUGAACUUGGACUUCAGCAGUUUAGCAGAAUGGUCAAGUCAAUGGAUGUUGCUAAGAUAUGUAAGUUCCUUAGGUUCUUUUUCAAUAGCAUGAAUUUGAAUACAUGGAUAAAAGAUGAAUGGAACCAAAUAUAUGAUUCUGUUUAUGUAAAUAAUAAAUGGAUCAAACCAUUGCAAAGAUUGCAGCCAAAGGUACAACAACUAAUUGAUCAGCUUGAUGAUAAAUUUGGUAAAUACAUUACUACAACUUCAAAGAUAACUGAACCAAAGGAAUUUAAGUUGACAGUACCUCAUCCACGGCCUAUCCUGAUUCCUGAGUUAAUUCUGCAGCAAGAGAAAACAAAACCUAUUCCUGUAAACACUUAUAAGCCUCCUAAACUGAGGCAGAAACUAGAACAAAUCAAGUUGGAGAAUCGUCGUAAAGCAGAGGAACUGCUGCUGGAAGCAAAUAUUAACCAGUUCAAUUGUGCAGCCCCAAAGAAUGAUCAUAAAAGCCCAAUUGCAAGUGAAAUUCGAAAUUAUUCAGAGAAAUUUCAAGCUCAGAAAAUCCAAGGAAAGGUUGAUAAUAUACCAGUUAAAUUAAAUUCCACUGCCAUCCUAAGAGAAGGUGUCCUUUAUCAACGAAAAGUGGAACAAGAGCUCAACAGAAUUGAACAUCUUCUGCGAGGAGCUAGAGAUCCAUCUGAAUUUCUGGAAUGGCAAAAGCAAAUGUGUGGGAAAGAUUUGGACCAGCAGCUGAUAGAAGAAGAAUGUAGGAGGCUGCAAGGAAAACUAAGCUAUGAGGAAGCUAUUCUAGCACGUCAGAAUUGUAUUCGGGAAAACCAGAAAAAGGCUGAGCAGAAGAGGGAAAAGAAGGAAGAAUUGAGCCAACAGUGUGCACAAAGAAACCUUCAAGAAAUGAAGGAAAGAAAGAAAACAGUGCAGCAGGUGACAGAAGCACGCAAAAAUGUAAAGCAAGCACGACUGAAGCUUCAGAAAUACAAACGACAGAUAGUUCAAGAAGUGUCUGAAGAAAACCAACAAAUUCUUAUUCAGGCUUUGAAAGAAGAAGAAGAGAAAAUUAAAAAAAGAUGUGAACUCAUUCAACAAAUAAGAGCAAUAGAAUAUCUACCAAUCCUUAAGAGCAAAUUUGUUGAUCUAACACAGACCCCUGACCAUGGUGUUCUUGGUGAGAUGUCAAUAGUGGAACUACAAGAACGAUUAGCCUUACUGAAGGAAGCACAGAAAAAGACAGAAGAGGAGAAAAGGGAUCAGAUAAUCCUUGAAAAACACAUGAAGGAACAGCUUCUUUUGGGAAAACUGGAACAGAUCUCCACGUUCAGAGAACAAUUAGGAAGAGCAGCUGCCUUGAAACAGGAGAAAAAGAAAAUUAAAACAACUUUUCAUGGAAGCAUUUGGAAAGAUGAACAGGUUUUAGAUCUACAAAAAAAAAUUGAGAAAAAAUCUAUGGAGCGUAAAAUACCACCUGAAUAUUUAAAAACGAAACCUCAAAAAUUACAUGAGGGCUCAAAGAGAUCUUCGAUAUCACAGAAAAAAUAUCAACAAGAGGACAUGGAAAGAAACUGGAAAAAGAUAGAAAGAACAGUUAAGAUGCUUCAGCUGCUUGUCACUUUUCCGCCAACAGGCGAGGAAGAGAGCCCAUGUGAGCAGACACUGAGGGACGACGGGUGGGAUUUUAUGUAUUCGCAGUGA
Molecule: messenger RNA, 2262 nt
Organism: Sceloporus undulatus (fence lizard)
Lineage: Eukaryota; Metazoa; Chordata; Lepidosauria; Squamata; Phrynosomatidae
Gene: CFAP99
Product: cilia and flagella associated protein 99
Exons: 17
Coding region: 286-2262 (658 amino acids)
Source: RefSeq, a predicted model, not a curated record